CUUGAGUGGGCACCGGGAGCACAGUUCGGACAAAAGGACGUCGACGCGAGAGCGAGACCGACGACGACGACGACGACAAUCGAGGAGACGCCGCGGUGCUACGGCUCUCCGGAGGAAGGGGACUGGUUGUAACAGCAGCGCGAAAGAAACGAGAAUCAAGGUCACCUCUCUUCGCCUCCCUGCAGCGUCUUCCGUCGCCCCACUGGGAGUACUUAUAUAAAAAGCCGGACCUGUCCCAAGUACAGCCCAUGCUGUGCAGAAGGAGAGCCGUGCCCCGCGCGCUCGCACGACCGCGCAUCUGGAAUCGCCGAGCAGUAGGAACUGCAUCCCGCGUUCACACAAGACUACGGUCGUACAGGAUCUCAGUAUGAGUCGCCUUCCCACCGUCGCCACGGCCGCAAAUGCCCUCUUGUUUCUGCUGACCGCGGGACUGUGUGAAGUGGAUGCGGCAGCGUCCACGUCCGGGGUGACAACGCCGUCUACGACACCUGGGUCGAGCCCGAAACCCACGACUCGAAGUACGGAGUACAAGAACAUGGACAGCCACACACUGGAGCGGACGCUGUCCGAGCUUCGCUACGGCGUAGAGCUUCUGGUGAGCAAGGUUACCCUCCUGGAGCCUAGGUUAAGUCGCAUGGACACAGCCAUAGGACGCCUCGAGAGGGCAUUACUUCGAGAGAGCACUGCAUCCGAAAGCAACUCAGGGCAUCAGACGCGUUUCCCGCCAAGGCCAAUAGGAUACGCGUCCGGCAAGGGUUGCGGAUCUUCGUCGUCGUCGCUGUCCUCAAGCGGAGACAAGGCCGCCACCGUCGAGUUGGCCUCCAUAGGCGACCAGCUGAGAGACCUCAGGGACGAGCAACGCUUCUUCCGCCACAUGCUCGGAGACCUGCGCAACUAUACGACUCACAGCUCCGAUCGGAUCAUCGCCAAGUUGGAGCAACGAGGAUUCCUGCUUGCGAGGCCAGCGGUCAACAUCCAGACGAGUCGGCCAGUCAUCGUGGGCGGCAAGACGUCCGCCAACGGAGCGGCCCACUUACUGAGACCGCAACUGCUGCCCUGGGAAGCGCAGCCUUCUAUGUCCUCUGGCAGCAUGAGUUCCAGCGGAACGGGGAGUGCGAGGCCUCUGCAUAUGGUCGAGCUCAAGAACAACCACAGGUCACCCAGCGGAGCCACGCCUCCAUUCCGUAGUCAGGGGACGGCCACUGCGCACCGUCGCCAGGAUAAGGUGCGCGGCAUCUUCACAGAUUUGUUCGGCUCCACCCGCACCAACAUCGCCAAACACUUGCGCCAGGCAACGGAGAACGUGCGACGAGACACCGAAAUUCCGCUGUCACGCGUCGCCGACUUGGCCGACUCGCUGGACGCCCAGACGCGUAAGCUGCCGGACCUGAGAGCCGAGCUGGCCGAGUCCGCGGCCGCCGCCAGAGUCCUCGAGCUGCGCGUCUUCACCGAAGACGCGUACGAGCCACUGCGAGCCGCGGCCUCCCUGGCGUCGCGAGCAGCAGCCGACCUCGAGAAGCGAAUGCCGCCCAUGCUGCAGAAGGUGGCCGAGACGGCCACGGGACUGCGUGCAGCCAUUGGAGACCUACGGGGCGCCCUCGAGAACGCGACGGCGACUGUGGCGCCGAACGACUCCUACUACGUCGCCCUCAGCGAAGAAGACGACUUUUGGAAGCGCUAGUGUAGUGGAUACACCUGUAAUAUAAGGUAGUGCGCUCGCCCUGAGAAGUCGUA
This is a messenger RNA of Rhipicephalus sanguineus (brown dog tick), 1734 nucleotides long. RefSeq lists its product as uncharacterized. The transcript has 7 exons. Lineage: Eukaryota; Metazoa; Arthropoda; Arachnida; Ixodida; Ixodidae. The coding region runs from base 368 to 1681 and encodes 437 amino acids. The record is from RefSeq and is a predicted model, not a curated record.